Plasmodium knowlesi strain H is the source of this 2121-nucleotide messenger RNA. RefSeq names its product conserved Plasmodium protein, unknown function. The record is from RefSeq and is a predicted model, not a curated record. NCBI's taxonomy places the organism in Eukaryota, Apicomplexa, Aconoidasida, Haemosporida, Plasmodiidae. The coding region runs from base 1 to 2121 and encodes 706 amino acids. The transcript has a single exon.
AUGAGCGAAACGUUUUUCAAUCAAAAUGAAAACGAAUUGACGAGUGAAUAUCACAUUCCUGAGAAUGAGGAUGACGCCCCCGCCGCGAAGGACGCACAGGCAUUACAGAAUGUAGCAAGCAAUGGUGAAAAUGAGGGAAAUGGGAACGAUGGUGAGUACCGCGGCGAUGAAAACAGCGACGAAGAGAACUAUGACAUUUUAAGCAUGCUAAAUGAAAUUAAAAAGGAUCUCCUAUCCGAAAAUGAAAAGCUCCAGCAACAGAAUAAUCAAAAUGUGCACGCCGCUGAGGGGGAAGAUGGCGACAAACCGGACCGCAACACUGACCAGCAAUCAUUCACGCAGCCCUCGAACCAAGACAACCACGCAAGAGAAACGAAGAACGCAACUAAUGAAAGUUUCGUACCGUUGGAGGAAAGUCAACACGGCGAAGAAGUAAGGGUUUCCAACAAUAACGACAGUACAGAGGAGAAUGCAAAGAAACUAGUCAAGGAAGAAACCCAAGUGGAAGGGGAACCUUUGGAAAAGGAGUUAAACGCUAGCCAUGCUCAAGUGAACAAUCCAGAUGCUGCUCCAAAUGAGCAGAGUCAAGAAAAUGUAAGCAGUAAGAAGGGCGCAGGAAGACCAUAUAAAAAAACAAAAAAUAUUUCCAGUGAUGCCAAAAGUACCACAAUUUUAAGUAAAGGAACCCCCAAAAAAAGGAAGUUAAAAAAUGGACCCAAUACAGAAUACGCUACGUUGGCAAUGCAUCCGUUGCAUCCCGCAUAUUUGGCCAAUCUGGCAAAAGUUAACAAAACGAACAACACCCUUAUAGAUGAUCAAAUUGAAUACCUAAGGAAUUGUGAAUUCUUAAAACAAAAAUAUCUUAAGGGAAUUGCAAAAAAGAGCCCGAAAAUAAAAAGCGAUAAAAUUAACAUAGACAUUUGUUACUCAAGUAGGAGUGAAAAAUCCAUGGAUGAAAGUGAAAGAGAAGCAGAAGAAGAGGGAGGCAGCUCUAUAGAUUCAAUGGAAGAAUUCUAUGAAAAUAUCUGCCAAUCGGAUAUGCCACUCGAUUUUUAUAAAAAUUCAUUAAGUACCAAACAAGAGUUGAAGGAAGUAAAACCAGAAUAUUUUAUCAACACAGGAAAUAGCGUAACGGACGAAAUUCAAAUUUUGAAUAAAUACAUAAAAGAAAUUACAGAAUGUCAACAAAAAAAUUCCUCUUCCAUUGACGUGGAUAACAAAUUGCUUAAUAUUCUUUCCUUGUCCUUUCUAACAUUUAUUGACCAUGUAAUUUAUGAUUCCCACAUUUAUGCUUUGAAGAGGGAAUUUACAAAAGAGGCAGAGACAGACAAGCGAAAAAAAAAUACGAAUGAUGGGAUUGAUACUCCAAAUGGAAACUGCCAAAAGGAGUGCGUACAUGAAAAUAGGGCAUCAGAAAGAACUGAAGAAAUUAACAUCGUUGGGGGCAACACCUCGAAUGAUGUUAACAUGCAAAACGACCCAGGCAAAGAUAAGACAGGAAUGUGCUCCCCGAAGCACAAGUCGGUUAGCUUGAAAAACUCACAAGAUGAUCAAAGGAAGGAGCUUCCUCGUGACAUUGACCUAUUAGAUAAUUCUUAUCAAGCGGAGAAAAAGGAGACUACUCAUAAUGGUGAUGUGAGUACCGGUGAAUAUGGACGAGAAUGUACCACAGAAGGUGGCGACAAAAUGGGCACCGAAGUUAUUUACACCCCAGACGUAAUCAACUUGUGCCUAACCAAUUUGUAUAACCAGGAAUUGGUAAACAGAAUUAUGAACCAGAAAAUAACCGAAGGGAAUGCCAACGGUGUACGUCCAGACAACUUGAAGGGGAGCACCCCUAAUACUAGCAAAUUAAUUCAUAAUCAUACCAUCGAAGCUACGGCACACUCGGAGAACCAGGAAAAAACACAUUUAAAAGAAAGUGUGAAAGAGAUGGAUUCCAAAAAUGGAGCACUUCCCCUAUGCAACGACUCUCUGCAAAUGAAUAUAAAUCAGAAAUUAAAUAAACGACAAAUUAUAAUUAACAAAAUAAAUGAAAAGAUUAAAAAAAAAAGUGUCAAUAGUUUGCAGAGUUGUGUAAACAGUAAGAAGUAUUCACUCGAUGAUUUGUUCGAGCUUUAA